CCAGCCCAACAAGACACCCCCCUCUAAGUUCUUCAUUUUAUCAUUGGUAUAGACCGGGCAGUUUUUUUUUUUUUGUGUGUUGACACCCACAGUUUGACCGUUUGACGUCAGUUCGGUCGCCAGUCACUAACAGGGUCCGCUUGUGGAUACGUUGGACCAAGACAGAAACUUGAGGACAGCAGAAAUUAAGACAAAAGUUUAACAACAUUAAUUCCUAUAAGGACGUGGCUACAGAACAGUCUGAUUGGGAUAGAGAUUAGCUGGAAAGGAUCUAUGGACUUGUUCUGAUCUGGGUGAACUGGAGCGAUGAGCCACAGCCCUUGCCCAAACAAGUUAGACAACCGUCCUCAGAAAACGUCAUUCUUUAUAGUCAAAAUCAUUGUUUCAUAUACCACAAUGACGUCAUAAGUGAUCGCUUUCGUGACGUCAUGAUAGAGUAUUUAAAAACUUCAAGGGGAAACAAUAGCUGAGAGACAAUCACCUCGAACUCAUUCUUCAAUAACUUGUCUAGACAGCAUACGCAAAUAGAUGGACAUUGGAAGAAGUGUUGGAUUGGAACUCGACUGGUUUGAAUAACGUCACAAAGGAGACUUUUUGUUUACUGUCCAGUUCUAUUGGAGAGUACAUCAAAGACUACCUCUACAUCCUAAUCACAAGUCCUGUCCAGUGGUUCGUAGAGCUCACAAUGUUGACCCAAGAUGACCACAGCGGGUGGUUAUGAUGUACUCCUCUGGUCAGUCAUUGUCAAUGGUCAGUAGGAUGGAUGUACAGCUCAACUCCAAGACCAGUCAUAAGUCUUCUCCACUGACCGUGGGAGCACCAUUAAACGUUGGAACACCUCUGAGCGUUGGUUCGCCCCUGAGCGUGGGAUCCCAUCUCUGUGAAGACGGCCGAGCGUACGUCACAGACCCAGUGACGGGAAGACAGAUCUGCAUGUGCAGUUUGGGGGCCGGAGCCGACGCCCACUUCCCACAUGUCAACAUGAGCCAUGAAGCACGCAAGCAGGGGGCUCUAUCUGCUUCUGGUGGCCCCCAUUGUAUGGGAUUCGACACUUCAGCCUUUUGCUCCCCAGUACUACGUGGACUGCCAAUGAGGCCUGAGAGAAUCCCACCAUAUUUGACCGCUGGCCUCCCUGGUCAUUCCAUGGCUUUUGACCCGGCACUGGCUGCACAUCCGUAUGGACUAUUAUAUCCAGGAAUGGACAUGAACGGACCAAUGAGAAAAGCAGCCACAAGGGAGACAACAGGACCCCUUAAAGCUUGGUUGAACGAACACAAGAAAAACCCAUACCCGACAAAAGCGGAGAAAAUUAUGUUGGCCAUCAUAACAAGGAUGACCCUAACGCAGGUCAGCACUUGGUUCGCCAACGCCCGCAGACGUUUGAAGAAAGAGAACAAACUGUAUCCAGGAGACAGAGAGAGCCGAGCAGAGGAUGAUUACGACGACGAUGAUGACGACAUGGACAGUCAGAAGGAUGGAAGUGGGCCGCAUAGAUCAGACUCUGACAAGAUGAACGGAGCAAACAGUGAUAAUGAGGAUAUCAAUGUCGACGACUCUGAUGACACUGGAGACGACGCUGAUCUCCUCCUCGACAAAAACUCAGUUCGUGGCUUCGGUGCCAGUUUUCUUUACCCUCAGGGUCCAGGUCAUUCCUGGUCAUCAUCUGGAUCAGAUGUGUCGCCUUUGGAUGAAACCUCCAUCUCAAGAGACGUUGCUUCCAACUCGGUGAUGAGAAACGGAAGUAGUGACAGUGGUUCAACGCCCCAAACCGAGUCCCCAAGUCAAUCGAAGACCGGUUCGGCGCCGAAACCCAAAAUCUGGUCCAUUUCCGAGAUUAUCGGCACGGCCUCAGAGACUCCGGCGAGUGCUCCGGGCCCGGUGCAUGGCAGCAGACUCAUGCCGCAGCUAAUCAUCCCAAACCCGUUUCUCCCUUCGCACUUGUCUUCCUUGCACAUGAACCCAAGCUCAAUGAUGUCAUCGUUCUCGUCGUCACUGACGUCAUCGCACAGCUUUCAUCAUCAGCUAACCACAAUGCCCGGUUUGUUCCUCCCGAUGCACGAUCCGCUCUCAUCGGCUCCAUCUUCCUCCUCCUCUUCUGCGGCAGAACAUUACAAACAUCAUCGUCACUACAACAACAUAUCACCAGCAGGCUCGCGAUCGCCUGCAAACAACAGCAUGACCCCAAGCCCCGAUAAAGAUACUUCAGACACAACUCGCGGGCAUGAACAUUCCAAAACAGUCAAGGGUGAUAACUCGGAAUCUCACGAGGCGUCAGAAGUGAAGCUUGAAGACAACGCUAAGAGUAAAGAUUUGGCGGGAAAUUACUUAUCAAGAGCUGGUAACUCUGAAAGACUUUCUCCACAUUGCCAUUCAACUCGAAACAAAAUGAUUGCACACCACUCUCCGCCGCACACAUCCAAUCUGAACUCUACUAGGACUUCCCUUCACGUGACCACAGACAGGAAAGACGUCACUAGUGUCGCAAAUAGGAUAGUCACGUCUGCUCAAAAAGAGACAGCUCUUUAUUCUGAAAGACCGGGUCACGGAGACCUAGCAUUAAAUCUCCAUAAAGCUUUAGACAACUAGCCUAACCUAGUUUAAAACUCUCACUCUACUACCCGCCCAGACUGAAAAGGUGUGAUUGGACAAUUCAGAAUCUCGAAGUUACGUCCACAAGAAAGCGACAAACGUUGAAGCUCAAUGCAGAUCUUUCGAUCUAGGUCAGUGAACUACAAAAUAUAUGGGCAUCGACAGUCGAACAAAAUGAUGCCAUAGGAUUGUGUGACAAGAGACGAAGUCUGUUUCCAAACAGUUGCUUUCUGUCUUGCAUUAAAAGGUAGUAAACACAGCGAGGAUGAACUUUGAACUCUGAGCUAUUCUACCCAAAGUUAUGCGGUUCACUUUGGUCCAUUACUGUUGAGAAUGAGUUUAGGGAUGCGAUAAGUAAUUAGACAAAGUCACUGAAAAUAUAUUUAAAAAUUGAACAAAAAGGCUCAUUUGCUGAACGUCCAUUCAUUUGGUGGUCCAUUCUGAAUGCAAGACACAAAAGAUAUAACAUUAUUUUUUUAAGUUCCUUCGUCUACCUUGAUGGUCUACCUUGAUGGUCUACCUUGAUGGUCUACCUUAAUGGUCUACCUUGAUGGUCUCCCAUCACUUGAUGGUCUACCUUGAUGGUCUACCUUGAUGGUCUACCUUGAUGGUCUACCUUGAUGGUCUCCCAUCACUUGAUGGUCUACCUUGAUGGUCUACCUUGAUGGUCUACCUUGAUGGUCUCCCAUCACUUGAUGGUCUACCUUGAUGGUCUACCUUGAUGGUCCUACCUAAGACAAAAUAUACAUUCUGUUAUCACUUAGUUUUUCUCUCUACACAUCUGUUCUUGUUAAAUCCAACCACGAAGGAGGAACGUCUGUGUUGUUCUAUGAUUUUAGGUUUAGCUUUUGUUUUGAAUCGUAGAAAAAAGCUGAAGGCUAGAACAUUGAGAUUUGGUUCAAGUUUUGAACAGUAACUUGAUUGUAUUAUUUAUAAACUGUUUUGGGAGCUUAAAAAAAAAUCAAAUGAAAAUGACUACUAGUUAUCCAAUCCAUUGUCAAGUAGUAUUUAAUUUAUCAAUUCGAUUAAACGAUGUUUAAAAAUUUAAAAAUAAAAUAAGUCUGGUACUACUUAAUGCACCAUCUUAGUAUUGUCUGUUUUGUGAUCAUUAAAAAAAGUAAUGGUUUAGAAUCUCAGUGAUAAGCAGCUCUAUUGUAUGAUAUUUCUUGGGGGCGCAUUUUUUUUUAAUGGAACAAAAGAUUAAGGCCAACAUUUUUAGUUCUAUAUUUUUCAUGUAUAAGAAUUAAAAAAAAAAAGUGCCAUUUAAAAAAGAAGCGGGUUGCUUGAAUCAGCAAGUAAAAGUAUUGACUGUUAAAUUGAAAGUUUGCAACUCCGAAAUGUAUACACUGGACAUCGUCAGCUUCUUUCUGUAGGUUACGUCUGUAAUACCUAAAAUAACAGAUCCAAUCAGCUUCUUUCUUGAAGAGACCUACGUAACACAUAUAAUAAUAGGUCCAAUCAGCUUCUUUCUUAAAGAGACCUACGUAAUACGUAUAAUAAUAGGUCCAAUCAGCUUCUUUCUUGAAGAGACCUACGUAAUACGUAUAAUAAUAGGUCCAAUCAGCUUCUUUCUUGAAGAGACCUACGUAAUACGUAUAAUAAUAGGCCCAAUCAGCUUCUUUCUUUCUUGAAGAGACCUACGUAAUACCUAAAAUAAAAGAUCCAAUCAGAAGCUUUGUUAAUAUGUUUUGAAUUGAUUGAAACAAUUUUUUAAAACCCCAAAUCUGUGAUUGUGUAAAUUUACUGGGGCAGCUCAUUCAGCCUGUUACAUAAGUGAUAGUGUGGCCAAUACAAAUUUAAAAUAAGUUUUACUUUCUAAUCUCAAAGAAUCAGGAAUGUCAGUUAGCUUUUUGAGGAAAAAAAAAACAAUUUUUAGGAAACGCAUAAAAAAGAAACAAUUUUUUGCAUCAUUGUACUUCUGUAGCAUUUUCUGCCCCCCCCCCCCCCAGCCCUCUAUUGUUUUAUAAGCCUAUAAUGUAAUGUACCAUUAACCCUAAUCAUUUUAUACUCUCAAUAUCACUCUCCCCUUCAGGGUCAAUUUUGGUUUGUAAAAUGGGAUAAUAAAAUGUGUGUCUAAACAUUGCUACAUUCUGUAUGAGUACUUGUGUGUGUGUGUCUAAACAUUACUACAUUCUGUAUGAGUACUUGUGUGUGUGUCUAAACAUUGCUACAUUCUGUAUGAGUGAUUGUGUGUGUGUGUGUGUGUGUCAUUGUAAUGACAUGUUAUUGUGAAGAUAGACAUACGUAUGUAAAUAACGCGGCUUGUUGUAUGUACUAGUGUGUCUCACAUGCAGCACGAGACUAGUAAAUGUACUGAUGUCAGGAAGAGGGUGAACUUCAGUGAUGUCAAGAACAAGCCACAUAUUUGUCAAGUGGGACAAUUAAAUGUUUCAUGAAGACUUAACCAAGAAGUUUUGUUUUCUUGUUUACCUUAGCAGAUUUGUACAAUUGUUUCUAAUCUAAUGAAAAGUUGUUUUUUUUUUUUCAGUAAACCAUUAAUCAGUGCUUAGAUUAACUCAACUCUAUCUUAAAAGCUACAUCAGCUCAUCUCCCUUAAGAGCUAGAUCAACUCCUUGUCUUUAAUUCCUAGUCCAACUUAUUGCCUUAAAUACUUUGCUGAAAUCAUCUCCUUUUAUGCCUUGAUCAACAACACAUUGCCUUUAAUGCCUAAAUGAAAUCAAUGCAUUUAAUGUUUUCAUCAACUCAUCGCCCUUGUUGCCUAGGUCAAUUUAUUGCUCAUAAUGCUAGAUCAACAUAUUGCCCUUAAUAUAAAUAACAACUUAUGGCCUUAAAUUAACUCACUCAUCGCCUUUAAUACAUAGAUGAACUUGAUCACCAUAAAAACUUAGAUCAACUGAUCACCCUAAAAACUUAGAUCAACUCAUCACCCUAAAAACUUAGAUCAACUCAUCACCCUAAAAACCUAGAUCAACUCAUCAAUCUAAAAACCUAAAACAACUCAUCACCCUAAAAACCUAGAUCGACUCAUCAAUCUAAAAACCUAAAACAACUCAUCACCCUAAAAAACCUAGAUCAACUUAUCACCCUAAAAACCUAGAUCAACUCAUCAAUCUAAAAACCUAAAACAACUCAUCACCCUAAAAACCUAGAUCGACUCAUCAAUCUAAAAACCUAAAACAACUCAUCACCCUAAAAAACCUAAAACAACUCAUCACCCUAAAAACCUAGGUCGACUCAUCCCUUCAAUAUCUACAAUGUUAUCAUUAGCAAUCAUUUCUAUUUUUCUUAUCUUUGUCUUUUACUUUGCGUUGUUUCACAGAAAUAGCAGCAUGGCGUUGUAAUGAAACGUCCAGAUCUAGAUCA
Biomphalaria glabrata is the source of this 5913-nucleotide messenger RNA. Its product is annotated as iroquois-class homeodomain protein irx-2-like. Gene Ontology annotation, cellular component: nucleus. Gene Ontology annotation, molecular function: DNA-binding transcription factor activity, RNA polymerase II-specific; RNA polymerase II cis-regulatory region sequence-specific DNA binding. The record is from RefSeq and is a predicted model, not a curated record. Gene Ontology annotation, biological process: neuron differentiation; cell development; regulation of transcription by RNA polymerase II. Lineage: Eukaryota; Metazoa; Mollusca; Gastropoda; Planorbidae. The transcript has 7 exons. The coding region runs from base 718 to 2586 and encodes 622 amino acids.